Messenger RNA from Trichogramma pretiosum, 684 nucleotides. RefSeq lists its product as uncharacterized. The record is from RefSeq and is a predicted model, not a curated record. The transcript is spliced from 2 exons. The coding region runs from base 311 to 550 and encodes 79 amino acids. NCBI's taxonomy places the organism in Eukaryota, Metazoa, Arthropoda, Insecta, Hymenoptera, Trichogrammatidae.
AAUGCACUUUGUUAAACAUUUUCAUAAUUAUGAUUAAAUAUGAUUAAUUAUAAAAUUAUCAAUAAACUUUUAAAUUUCAUUUAAUGUUUCUUUCAUGAAAGUCUACUUUUUAUAUCUUAAUCAUAGAGUCUAAUUGUAGAAAUACUUCAGCACCUUAAUGCUUAAAAACGUCAGCUAGUCUGGUAACGUGCAAUGCAGACAUCUUACAAUAUAUUACGCUAAAUCGGUGUAUUUUCUAUGACUACCUAACCUAAAUUUCCUCGUAUAUUUUUAAAUUUAACUAGAUCAUUUAUAAAUUAAAAAAUAAAAAAUGACAGAAGCCAGAAGUAUUAUAUCUAGCAGAGACAGAGAUUGUUGGGGCUGCAGAUUAGUUAGUGGUUCCGGACUCAUUGGUGCCGGACUUUACAUACUUUAUCAUGCGAGGGGUAUGACAAAAGUUGCCGGAAAAUCUAUCAUGUUUACAGCAGGUGGAGCAUCGAUGGCAAUUGGUUUAGCUAGAAUUUUCGAUUUCCCUCCCUUUCGACAGAAAUACGAAGUAGCGGAGAACUGAUAUUUUUUGAAUAUUUAAAAAAAAAUUUUGCUCUUGACUUGACUUUUACGUUGACUUAAUUACAGUUAUAUUUUACCAAGUGUGAAAUAAUUUUAAUACCAGCAAUAUGUAAAUAUAUAUUAUUUUUAGAGUUU